UUCUUUCUUCUCUCCCUAGGCUCCACUCAGUGUUUUCUCCUGUCUGUCAUGGCCUAUGACCACUACUUAGCCAUACACUACCCCUUGAGAUACAGCUCCCUCAUGAGCAGUGUCCUCUCUGCUCAGAGGGCACUCGGCUCCUCACUGGGAGGCUUUCUGUCUGUCUCACUGCUGGCCUUUCUGACAUCCAGGCUGAUGUUCUGUGGGCCACAUGUCAUCAAUCAUUUCCUCUGUGAUAUAGAUUUCUACCUGGCCCUCUCCUGCAGUGACAUGUGGCCCACUGAGCUAGCGACCUUCCUUGUCUGCGUAACUGGCCUGCUGGCCUCCGUGUCUGUCACCCUCUUCUCCUACGUGUACAUCACCUCUUCCAUGCUCAGAAACAUGUCAGCCCAUGGUCAAAAAAAGGUGUUUUCCACUUCCUCCACCCACUUCAGUGUCGUCACAAUCUGGUAUGGCUCCACCAUGCUCCUGUAUGUCAAGCCAUCGGCCCAGAACUCCCUGGAUUUGAACAAACUCAUGAACACCUUUCACACAGCUGUAACUCCUUUGUUAAGUGCCUUCAUUUACACACUCAGGAACAAAGAUGUGAAGCAAGCUCUGUGGUGGGCCUUCCAGAGCAAGUGA
Molecule: messenger RNA, 624 nt
Organism: Chroicocephalus ridibundus (black-headed gull)
Lineage: Eukaryota; Metazoa; Chordata; Aves; Charadriiformes; Laridae
Product: olfactory receptor 6F1-like
Biological process (GO): G protein-coupled receptor signaling pathway
Cellular component (GO): membrane
Molecular function (GO): olfactory receptor activity
Source: RefSeq, a predicted model, not a curated record